Molecule: messenger RNA, 1947 nt
Organism: Lytechinus variegatus (green sea urchin)
Lineage: Eukaryota; Metazoa; Echinodermata; Echinoidea; Temnopleuroida; Toxopneustidae
Gene: bckdha
Product: 2-oxoisovalerate dehydrogenase subunit alpha, mitochondrial-like
Exons: 9
Coding region: 35-1378 (447 amino acids)
Biological process (GO): branched-chain amino acid catabolic process
Molecular function (GO): oxidoreductase activity, acting on the aldehyde or oxo group of donors, disulfide as acceptor
Source: RefSeq, a predicted model, not a curated record
CUAGCAAUUUCUGAGCCAGACUUGCCCUGUAGUAAUGAUGGCGUCACUAUUCCAAAGAACAUGUCGAUUUCUACGUUUUUAUCAGAAACAGGUGAAAGUUCCUGCUCAGCAUAUAGCUUCGAAGCAAACUAGAAGUAUAUAUUAUUCGGCCACCAGAUUGCAAGAGUUUGCUGUUGAUGAUGACAAGCCCCAGUUCCCUGGCUCCAAGUCUGUAUUCUCAGAAAAGCUUGAAUUCCUGAAACCAGACGAAUAUGAUGGGAUUCCUGUCUAUCGUGUAAUGAACCGAGAUGGAGAGGUCAUUGACCCUGACCAAGACCCCGGUUUGGAUAAGGAAACAGUUACCAAGAUGUAUAAGACAAUGACUACCCUCAACACCAUGGAUAAAAUUCUUUAUGAAUCACAAAGACAGGGAAGAAUAUCAUUCUACAUGACCAAUUAUGGUGAAGAAGGUACCCAUGUUGGAAGUGCUGCUGCUCUUAAUGAAAAGGAUAUUAUAUUUGGCCAAUACAGAGAGGCAGGGGUAAUUCUUUGGAGGGGCUUUUCAUUGGAGACAGCGAUGAAUCAAUGUUAUGGUAACUGUGAUGAUCUAGGUAAGGGUCGUCAGAUGCCUGUGCACUAUGGAUCUAAAGAACAUCAUUUCAUGACGAUAUCAUCACCUCUGGCCACACAGAUGCCCCAUGCUUCUGGAGCGGCUUAUGCAUUGAAGAGAUCAGGUCGUGACCUUUGUGUAGUUUGUUAUUUUGGUGAUGGAGCUGCUAGCGAGGGUGAUGCUCAUGCUGCAUUCAACUUUGCUGCAACGUUAGAUGCUCCGGUCAUCUUUUUCUGUCGUAAUAAUGGGUAUGCAAUUUCAACUCCUACUGCUGAGCAAUACAGAGGGGAUGGAAUAGCUAUCCGUGGUCCAGCCUAUGGUAUGAACACCAUCAGAGUGGAUGGUAAUGAUGUGUUUGCCGUCUAUAAUGCUACCAAGGCAGCAAGGAAGAUAGCUGUAGAGGAGAGUAAACCGGUCCUGAUUGAAGCUAUGACUUACCGGAUAGGGCAUCACAGUACAAGUGAUGAUUCGUCAGCGUAUCGUUCUGUGGAUGAGGUUAGGUAUUGGGAUAGCGAAGAUCAUCCGAUAGGCCGUCUAAGGAAGUACAUGAUGCAGAAAGAGUGGUGGGAUGUCGACACGGAAAAAGCAUGGAUGGCAGAAACAAAGAAGAAUGUAAUGCAGGAGUUCCAAGCAGCAGAGAAGCGAAAGAAGCCGUCCCCUACUAACAUGCUGACAGAUGUAUACGAAGAAAUGCCCGAUCAUCUCCAGAAACAGCUAGACGAGAUGAAGAAACAUGUAGAGCAAUACAAAGAAUAUUAUCCUUUAGAUCAAUAUGAAGCAAUGAAAUGAGAUUGAAUUUGAUUCAGAAGAUCAUUGCUUUAGUUCCUUUGCUGCUCCUCUGACACUCAACUAGCAUCAUGUCAUUAAUGGCUUAUGUCCGGUUGUCCUCGUCUGCUCAUAUUCCUAUGAAACGAUGUUCUUUGGCUGAGGUUGCCCCCUCCGGUAUUAAUUUGUAGAUUGUAUGCCAAUGAUCUCUCCCUUUAUUUUGAUAUGGCUAAGUGGGCAGUUUUAAAUGAACUGAUUGUUUUGGAUUUUGUUUUGGUUUAUGGUGGUUUCCUUUAAAAGGCACUUUAUCUUUUUUCAAUGGUCAUAAUUGAGCAUUUUAUGAUAUUCUCAGUGUCAUUCAUGAUUGGUGUAUGUAUUAUUAUUUAUAUAGUACGUUUUAGUGGUGCAUUAGUAAUAAUGCAAGUGUUGGUCUUACCUGAUUUGCCUGCUUAUGCAGUAUAUGACCAUAUCUUCUACUACGUGUGAUCCUGUGGUUAGAGCAUUGAACUCAUAAGUGCAAGGUUGUGAGUUUGAAUCCCUUACUCUGCCAUUGUCUCCACUUUGAUUAAAAAAGGCCCGAGAGUAAUUUCUGU